This is a messenger RNA of Salvelinus namaycush (lake trout), 2862 nucleotides long. Its product is annotated as phosphatidylinositol N-acetylglucosaminyltransferase subunit A-like. The record is from RefSeq and is a predicted model, not a curated record. The transcript has 10 exons. Gene Ontology annotation, biological process: GPI anchor biosynthetic process. Gene Ontology annotation, molecular function: phosphatidylinositol N-acetylglucosaminyltransferase activity. Lineage: Eukaryota; Metazoa; Chordata; Actinopteri; Salmoniformes; Salmonidae. Bases 955 to 2445 code for a protein of 496 amino acids. Gene Ontology annotation, cellular component: glycosylphosphatidylinositol-N-acetylglucosaminyltransferase (GPI-GnT) complex.
CCGUGCAAGUCAAUAUUAUGUAGGCUACUUUAAUGCUGUUGUCGCAAUCUUUCUUUGCGGAAGCUUGACGUCAAUAUAUAUAUAUAUAUAUAAAAAAUAACCGACAACCGACACUCGUGACUUUUAUGCAUUCCACGUGUGUCGUUCAACUGGGAUACACACACACAACUGAUCUCGUCUGGAGAAAAUGGAAACAUACAGAACACACUUUGUCAUGUGGACUGUCCUGGGAUUAGCAGCUGUCUUCAUCUCUGCCUCAGCCCUCUCAGGUUUGAAAGGAAUUGUGAAACAGAAGGUCCUCCUGCAUUGCCCCUGCGUAAAUAGAAAUGUGAGGAAGACAAUUAUCUGGCAGCUAGAAGAGCAUACCACCGUUUUCUAUCAUGAUGGAAGUAAUAACCACACAACCAUAGGGACGAGAUAUGAAAACAGGGUCAGUCUCUUUCUAAAUGAAGAGAAGGACAACUGUUCGCUGCUCCUCUCAGGCAUCACUGUGGCAGACAACGGGACAUACAAAUGCUCCUUUACAGCCAACGCUUUUGUCUACCAAAAAGUCAUUCUACAUGUGGCUGCGAGCUACAGUGUCUGUAUGGACCUCGUCUCAGACCAGGCUUCGGUGAGUUCCGGAGGGGGAGAGGGGUCGGGGGUGUACCAGUGUAAAGCCUCUGGGGGCUAUCCAGAGGGCCAGAUUCACUGGGAGCUGGAAGGACAUCCUCUGGUGAACCCCUCCAGGAGGGAUGUGACCCACCUGGACAACUUUACAGGACUCUACAGCCUGACCAGCAACCUGACCAUCGAGCUGAGUGAGGGUGAAAAACUGCAGUGUGUGGUGGAGAACACAGCCUUGGCCUCCAACCUCACCUCCAACUCCAGCUGCAAUCAAAAACCUAGUGCAUUGUUGCUCUACAUGUGAAACGUCUGUAUGAGUGACGCACACAACCACAGCACUCCACCACCAUGGGCCAGCGAAGGAGGGGGGUGGCUGCAUCUCCUGGGGGCCCCCAAGCAAACAGACACCCUGACGGGCUCACAGUAACUCCCCAGGCCCCAACCAGGAAACACAACAUUUGCAUGGUGUCAGACUUCUUCUACCCCAACAUGGGAGGGGUGGAGAGCCACAUCUACCAACUAUCCCAGUGUCUGAUCGAGAAGGGCCACAAGGUGGUGAUCGCCACCCACACCUACGGCUGCAGGAAGGGGGUCCGCUACCUGACCAACGGGCUCAAGGUCUACUACCUGCCCCUGCAGGUGAUGUACAACCAGUCCACCGUCACCACCUGCUUCCACAGCCUGCCACUACUGCGCUGUGUGUUCGUCAGGGAGCGCAUCACCGUGGUGCACGCCCACAGCUCCUUCUCCGCCAUGGGUCACGAUGCACUGUUCCACGCCAAGACCAUGGGCCUCAACACGGUGUUCACUGACCACUCCCUCUUCGGUUUUGCUGACGUCAGCUCGGUGCUGACCAAUAAGCUGCUGACUGUAUCUCUGUGCGACACCAAUCACAUUGUGUGCGUGUCAUACACCAGUAAGGAGAACACAGUGCUCAGGGCAGGGCUUGACCCCGAGAUUGUUUCUGUCAUCCCCAAUGCUGUCGACCCCAGAGACUUCACCCCCGACCCCUCCCAACGGCAUGACGACAGGAUCACCAUCGUUGUGAUCAGCCGUCUCGUCUACCGCAAAGGAAUAGAUCUUCUGGGAAGGAUCAUCCCAGAGCUCUGUCUGAAACAUCCAGAUCUACAUUUUCUGAUUGGUGGAGAGGGACCUAAGAGAAUCGUGUUGGAGGAAGUGAGAGAGAAAUACCAACUACACGACAGGGUGCAUCUCCUGGGGGCCCUGGAGCAUAAGGAUGUGCGUGGGGUGUUGGUCCAGGGACAUAUCUUCCUCAACACCUCCCUGACUGAGGCCUUCUGCAUGGCCAUAGUGGAGGGAGCCAGCUGUGGACUACAGGUGGUAAGUACGCGUGUUGGAGGGAUCCCAGAGGUUCUGCCUGAGCAUCUGAUCACCCUGUGCGAGCCCACUGUGCAUUCUCUGUGUGCCGGCCUGGAGAGUGUCAUCGCUAGGCAACUAUCGGGCCGCGUUGCCUCCCCCGCCACCAUCCACGCCCACGUCCGCACCCUGUACACCUGGAGGAACGUCGCAGAGAGAACAGAGAAGGUGUAUGACUGCGUCGCUGGGAAGGAGGUUCUUCCUCUGGAAAGACGGCUGCUCAGACUGAGGGCCCACUGUGGCCCCGUGGCAGGCUCCAUCUUUGCCCUCUUUGCUGUUCUCGACUUCCUCUUCCUGCUCCUCCUCCGCUGGCUCCUCCCAGACCGCCUCAUAGAUAUUGCCAUGGACGCCACGGGCCCUCAGGGGUUGUGGAGGCGGGGCUUGGUCGAUAGGAAAGGAACUCGCUCUAAAAGUGCCGUCUUGACAAAGGAGGAGUCAAGUGGUCACAAGACCAAGCUAUGAUCACAACUCCAAGCAGGCACAAAUCCUUAUCCUCAAUUGUUAUACAACUCCUGAAAAUACAGAUAUUUUUACAUUUUUUACUUGAUAUCUGACCCCACUACCUUAUGACCUGUGGAGACUGACCACUCGUUGCAGAAUGUUUUAGGGGGAACCCGUGUGUUUACAAUAGGAUUGUUUUUUUGUUUUUAAAAAACUUUUUUUGUUUUCUUUUCCUCUAUAUAUUUAAUAUAUUAUUUCUUAAACUUUAUAUGAUCGAAAGGAUCAAUACUUUGUAGUUAUGUUUCUUUUGUAAUGUUAUUUCUUUAAAUUCUUCUGAGUGGCAGCCCAAAUCAAAUCUAAUUUUAUUUGUCACAUGCGCAGAAUACAACCGGUGUAGACCUUACCGUGAAAUGCUUACUUACAAGCCCUUAACCAACA